GGAUGUAAACACUGAUAGGCGGAGUCUGAAAGGCGGUGCCACCUCCCUCUUGUUUUACAUCUGUCCACUCACAAUGCCGGCCUACCAUUGCAAUAUGCCCCAUCCAGGGGUAAUUGUGGGUAACAUGGCAAUGCUUCCAAUAAGAACCAAGUACAGAGGACCUGCUCCCCUCAUGACCAGUGAAGGAAUUGAUGUCAUUGAUGAAGCCUUGCAAUUUUUCAAGGCUAAUGUCUUCUUUCGUACAUAUGAAGUUAAGGGUGAGUGUGACCGAACCUUAAUCUAUGUGACACUUUACAUUACUGAGUGCCUCAAGAAACUGGCAAAGUGCAAGGACAAGAACAUGGGUUUGAAUGAAAUGUAUUCCCUGGCUCUUUCCAAGUUCCCCAUUCCUGGAGAACCAUCUUUCCCCCUCAAUGCAGUUUAUGCUAAACCCAAGAAUGAUCAGGAUUUAGAAAUGAUGCAGCAAUACCUCCAGCAGUUGCGGCAAGAGACUGGCUUGCGAGUGUGUGAGCGAGUGUUCAACACCCCUGACGGCAAGCCCUCCAAGUGGUGGCUGUGCUUUACCAAGAAGAAGUUCAUGGAUAAAUCCCUUUUAGCCCCAAGUGCUUAGGUUUAAGGUCAUUAAGGGCUUUAGCUGAAGAAAAUGGAGUGCUUUUGGUACAAGGACUCUGUUUAAGGUAUCUGAAUGCAUACAAAGGAAGAUAAUUAGUGCCAAGAGAGUUGUCUCAGACACAACAGUGUCUGUUUGUAUGUAAUUUAACUGGACUGGGAACAUACUUCAUUUGAUAAAUCACAUUUCCAUCCAUGUUUCUGCAUCUAAAAUAGUUGGGGAUUUUCCGUGCCAGGUUGAGCAAGCUGGUUAUUGAAAUGACUUUUUUAUGUCAAGCUUCCCUCUUUAUUAAUUUUCUAGUGUAAGAGAUGUGAUAUUGAAACAUCAUAUUUAUUGGUUGUUCAUUUGAUGAAUCACACCAUAUGUCUGCAAAGUGAAUCCAGUAGUGAUUACUUAUUAUCAUUAUUAGAUAAGAAAAUCUUGAUUUCAGAUGUCUAUAAAGAUUAUUUUAAAAAACAAGUAUUGUUGAUUGUUUGAGUAUUGAUCUACUUAGAAUUGAAUGAUUAUAAUGUAUCAUUUAUUCUGAUUAUUAAGCCCCACAUAUGCACAAUUGGUUUUUUAUUUUGCAGUGAUGUCAAUAAAAGGAAAUUGGUAAGAAAAUGCGCAUACAAUAGAAAUGUUUGUUAAAAGUCUUAAUAUUUUGAGUUUAUACAAUAUACAAACCAAAGUGUUAUUAUAAGAGUUACUGUGUUGAAUUCUUAAAGAAAAACAAAAUAAAAA
This is a messenger RNA of Penaeus vannamei (Pacific white shrimp), 1330 nucleotides long. The record is from RefSeq and is a predicted model, not a curated record. Lineage: Eukaryota; Metazoa; Arthropoda; Malacostraca; Decapoda; Penaeidae.